This is a messenger RNA of Artibeus jamaicensis (Jamaican fruit-eating bat), 1069 nucleotides long. Its product is annotated as 2-acylglycerol O-acyltransferase 2-B-like. Gene Ontology annotation, molecular function: diacylglycerol O-acyltransferase activity. Gene Ontology annotation, cellular component: endoplasmic reticulum membrane. The record is from RefSeq and is a predicted model, not a curated record. Lineage: Eukaryota; Metazoa; Chordata; Mammalia; Chiroptera; Phyllostomidae. Gene Ontology annotation, biological process: diacylglycerol biosynthetic process; triglyceride biosynthetic process.
CAAUGGGUUGGGCCAAAAGGAGUGUGUUUAAGAGCCCAAGGUGGCCCCUGUGCAGCUCCCCUCUACAAAAUGCCAGCCUCUUGCAGCCACUUCCACAGGUGUCUCCAAGUGUUUGCUGUCCUGCAAUGGGUCUCCUCCUUCUUGGCGCUGGCCCAGGUGUGCUUGGCCCUGCUGCUCCUUGCACUACUAGGUGGGGCCUGGACCCUAGCGUUCCUCUACCUGGUCUGGCUCUGUGGAGACAGGGACACCCCACAGGCAGGAGGUCAUCGAUCUGCCUGGGUCCGCAACUGGGCCACCUGGAGACACUUCCGGGACUACUUCCCCAUCUCGCUGGUUAAAACCGCGGAGUUGGAUCCCUCCCACAACUAUCUCUUCGGCUUCCAUCCUCAAGGCAUCCUGGUCAUUGGAGCCUUCAGCAACUUCUGCAGAGAGGCCACAAGCUUCUCACGCACCUUCCCCGGCCUCUGCCCGCACCUGCUCAUGCUACCCUGUUGGUUUCAUCUACCUCUCUUCCGGGACUACAUCAUGUGUAGUGGUUUGGUGUCCUCCGCCAAAGCUCGCGCCGCUUAUCUGCUGUCCCGGCCUGGGGGCGGCCAGGUGGCCGUCCUGGCUGUAGGAGGGCCCCUGGAGUCACUGGAGGCAAAGCCUGGAGCGUUGAGUCUCCGAAUCCGGAAUCAGAAGGGAUUUGUCAAGUUGGCGCUGGAACACGGGGCCUCUCUGGUGCCUGUCUUCUCUUUUGGGGAGAACGAGCUCUUCCAGCAGUUCCCGAACCCACCCGGCUCCUGGGUGCGGAGGGCUCAGGAAGCGCUGCAGUGGGUGCGCGUGGCCCUGCUGCUGUUCCACCUGUUCCACGGCCGCCUGGGCCUCCCCCUGACCUUUCGCACACCAGUCUACACCGUAGUAGGGGCCCCAAUCCCGGUGCAGCGGAGCCCGCGGCCCAGCCGGGCACAGGUGGACGCGCUGCACGCGCUAUACGUGGAGAGACUCACGCGGCUGUUCGUAAGAGCACAAGGGGCGCUACGGGUCCCGGCUGACCGGCACCUCGUCCUCACCUAGGCGCACCGCCGCC